This is a messenger RNA of Cryptomeria japonica (Japanese cedar), 591 nucleotides long. RefSeq names its product wall-associated receptor kinase-like 14. Bases 1 to 591 code for a protein of 196 amino acids. The transcript has 2 exons. The record is from RefSeq and is a predicted model, not a curated record. Gene Ontology annotation, molecular function: ATP binding; protein kinase activity. Lineage: Eukaryota; Viridiplantae; Streptophyta; Pinopsida; Cupressales; Cupressaceae. Gene Ontology annotation, biological process: protein phosphorylation.
AUGGAGACUUUUACUGAACUCCUAGAUCAACCUCAAGUGAAAGAAGUUGAACCAUCAAGCAUUCACUCUUUAUCAUACAUGCCACCUGAAUAUGAAAUUUUCAAAUUCCAUGAAGAGUUUGAUGAAAAGGAAUCAUUGGGACAAGAGAGCACAAAAAGUAAUACAAACAUCUAUGAGCAGGUUGAAAAUGAAAUCCAUGUAGGAAUAUCAACAAACGUCCCUAUCUUAAUGGAAUUUCAAUCUACACUUUAUGAAGUCUCCAAUGUUCAAAGCAAUCCAACUUUUGAAUUUUUAGAUCAAGAAGACAACCCUAUCAAAGAAGAUAGUUUUGGAAACUAUACCAAGAAUGCAGAGAUAAGUGAGAUUGCAAUAGCUUUGCAACACCUGCACGUAGAUGUUGAGCCUCCUGUGUUGCACCACAAUGUCAAAUCUACCAAUUUUCUUCUUGUAGAUGACAGCCAUGCCAAACUUCCAAAUUUUGGCUUGCCAAAACUAGGUCGUAGAGAAGGUCGGGAUGCACCAACCCCAGUUAAGGGUAGCUAUGAUAUUGUUGGAGAUGAUAACAAACCGCAAAGCCAUGAAAGAUUUUGA